AGGCCGACACGCCGCACAGGUAUUUGAUCACAGGACUAGACAGAAGGUCGAAAGAACGGGGAGUCCGUGUUGGAUUUUCAGUACAACCGGCGUCAGAAAUGCAUCAUCGGCGCUGUGCUCAAACAGUCCUACUGUGUGACAUCUGUGAAACUGCCCCCCUACAGAGUUAUUGUGAAGUAUGUGGUGUAAGUCUCUGUGUUAAUUGUGUAGGAAAACAUCUUUCAGAUCUCUCUAAAAAACACAAUGUCGUGCCCUUCCUACAAAGAGAGUCUACUCCUAACUACCGGUAUCCGAAAUGUCCGAAACACGCCGAAAAACACUGCGAGCUUCACUGCGACACCUGCAACAUUCCUGUCUGUUCUACCUGCGUCUCCUCCGAUAAACACAAAGGUCACAAGUUAUCAGAUAUUCUUGAAAAACUCAGCUCCAAAACACAAAAAUUACAAAACGAUCUGGACGAAUUAGAGACCCGAAUUCAUCCUCGAUAUGAAGAAAUGGCGUCUGAUAUUCAAACUAAAAAAGCCGAGUUAGAAAUGAAAUACGGGAAACUGAUAACAGCUGCCGAACAAGAAGGUGAAAUCUUACACCGGGAGAUCACCACCAUUGUCAACCAGCGGAAAUCUGCCAUCCAGGAGAUGAAAAACAAACACCUAUUUACCCUGAAUAAAAAUACAGAUGAAAUCACACAGAAAAUUUCUGAACUCAAACAGAUAAUAUCCGACUUGAAAUCAAUACUAAAAUCAAAGAACAUCGCCUUAACCUCUACUUACAAAUCUAGGAAUUCCGAAUUUAGAACAUUACCGCCUAAAGUCCGAGUUACAUUACCGAGUUUUACUCCUCAGAAAAUAAACACAGACCAGCUCUGCAAAAUGCUUGGUUCUCUGUCGCCAUUAUCCAUUGACACAGAACAUGGCGAUACGAUGAAUUCAGCAGAAGCUGUAUCGUCUCCUCCAGUCAAACCAUUGCUUGAUGAACCGCGCCUUACCGCUACUAUAGACACUGGGUAUGAAAAACUAUACAGUGUUAGUUGUCUCAGAAAUGAAGAAGUCUGGACACGCGGGUAUAGUAAAAUCAUGAAGUUCAUCAAUCUUCAGGGUAAACUACGGACAUCAAUAAAAACCAAGUCAGGAAACCAACCACGGGACAUAACAGUGACACGGGACGGAGAUCUUGUGUAUACUGACCGUAACACUAUAAACCUAGUCAAGAAUAAAAAUAUAAGGACCGUGAUCACACUACAGGGGUGGGUACCUCUCCAUAUUUGCAGUGCCGCGUCUGAUGAUCUCCUGGUUACCAUGCACAGUGAUGAUUACAAACAAUACAAAGUUGUGCGUUACUCCGGCUCCACAGAGAAACAAACCAUUCAGUUUGAUUAUCAGGGUCGUCCUCUGUUUUCAUCUGAUAAUAACUAUAAAUACAUUAGUGAAAACAGGAACCUGGAUAUUUGUGUGGCUGACCGGUCAGCUAGUGCGGUAGUGGUGGUCAAUCGGUUAGGAAAACUCAGAUUUAGAUACACUGGUCAUCCCUCUAAUACCAAGCCAUCCUUUUAUCCAGCCGGUAUCACUACAGACAGCCAGAGCCACAUCCUGAUAUCAGACAGUGAUCAUCACCGUAUCCACAUCUUAGAUCAGAACGGACAGUUCCUCCGUUACAUUCAAUGUGAUUUACACGCUCCAUGGGGUUUAUGUGUGGACAUCAGAGACAACCUCUUUGUGGCUGAGUGUUACACAGCUAAAGUGAAGAAAAUCCAAUAUCUAUAAACACAGUGCUAAUUACACAUCUAAAUGCAGUGUUAAUUACAUAGCUCAACACAAUGUUAAUUACAACUAUCCAAAGUAUUAAUUGCAUAUCUAAACAUAGUGUUAUUUACAUCGUUGUGUUCAACUUCUUAAUUACAGCCCUGUGUUAAUUACAGCCCUGUGUCUGUGAUGGGCAAUGUACUUGUGUUUGAGAGUUUAACUGAUAGAACAUUAGUCUUUCAUUGCUAUUUAGUAAUUAUAUAUUACAAUAUCUGUAUCAUUAUGUUUACUGUAACGGUAUUAAUUUUAGUACACUCAUUACUGAUUAGACUGUGUUACUAGUUAUCUAUCUCUAUACAAUCUUUUGUGGAUUAAUUUGACUGUGUUACUAGUUAUCUAUAUACAAUAUUUUGUGGACUAAUUUGACUGUGUUACUAGUUAUCUAUAUACAAUAUUUUGUGGAUUAAUUUGAUUGUGUUACUAGUUAUCUAUAUACAAUCUUUUGUGGACUAAUUUGACUGUGUUACCAGUUAUCUAUCUAUAUACAAUAUUUUGUGGACUAAUUUGACUGUGUUACUAGUUAUCUAUAUACAAUCUUUUGUGGACUGAUUUGACUGUGUUACUAGUUAUCUCUAUACAAUCUGUUGUGGACUAAUUUCACUGUUUUACUAGUUAUAUAUCUAUUUAAAACAUUUUGUUGACUAAUUCUACUGUGUUGCUAGAUAUUUAUAUCUAAAAAAAAAUGUGAACUAAUUUUACUGUUUUAAUUGUUAUUUAUCUAUAUACAACCUUUUCAACACAUGUGAAUCACUAAUUGUUAUACAGUUAUUGUAAAGUAGUAAGGAAUUUCAAUUUGUCAGUAUAUUGUGUGUAGCCUUGAAUUAUAGUACAAUCAUACAGGUAUUCAUAUACUUAUUUUAGUGUGAUGAACUUGUAAUUGAGCAUUCUUCUGUUUGUUAAUCAUAUAUUUAGAUUUGUGUUUAUUUUUCAAUGUGUAAAUUAGAUAAACAUGAUUUAGUUACAGUCUUACAUUAUUACUGUCAAUACAGAUAGAUACACAAGAUUUAGUGUACAGUCUUACAUUAUUACUGUCAGUACAGAUAGAUAAACAUGAUUUAGUGUACAGUCUUACAUUAUUACUGUCAGUACAGAUAGAUAAACAUGAUUUAGU
Molecule: messenger RNA, 2910 nt
Organism: Ostrea edulis (European flat oyster)
Lineage: Eukaryota; Metazoa; Mollusca; Bivalvia; Ostreida; Ostreidae
Product: E3 ubiquitin-protein ligase TRIM36-like
Exons: 2
Coding region: 99-1760 (553 amino acids)
Molecular function (GO): zinc ion binding; protein binding
Source: RefSeq, a predicted model, not a curated record